UCCAACUGUUCGACGGAGCAAAAUCACAGAGAGAAUUCAAAUGUAUUUACAAAUUUGAUUAUACCUUCAUCUGUUAGGGUUCUGUAAUUGUUCAAAUUGAAGUUUUAAUUUCUCGAAGAUUUCAAUUUUUAUAGUAUCUGCAAAUGAAGUUGAAGAUGAACAAAGCAUCGGAUCUUAGCUCUAUCUCUGUUCUUCCUCCUCAUGCAAGGAGGCCAAGUGUGGUACCAAGUGCAGCAGAGUCUUCCGUUUUCGGGAAAAGCCAACCAUCACAGGUUCGGUCACAGCAGCAAUCGCAACAAUCCUUCUCACAGGGAUUUUCAUCUCAGCAAGCAAUCUACUCUCAGUUAUCACAGAGCUCUCUGGAUGAUUUUGUCCCUAAUGAGCAAAGAUUGGGUUCUCAAGAAAGAGAAAAUUCAGCAAAAAGGAUGAGCUGUUUGCCUCAUAUCAACUACACACGAGAAGAGACUCAAAUGCAGUUAUCAAAACCUUCGACCAAUUAUUUGCGCAAAUGGUCAGUUCCUGAAAGCAAAUACCAGAUUGAAGAACUUGAACACAAAAUUGGAAUGGUAGAGACUUCAUUAAGCAGGCAAGGAAUGAUCUUAGAUUCUAUUCAGAGUGAUAUUAUGCAAGUUAACCGGGGAACAAAAGAGAUAUUGAUGGAGAUGGAAAGCUUACGACCGAAGUUAGUUUCUCAUGAUGAACUGUUGCAAUUGAUGAACAAGGAGAGGGAAGAUCUGAAAGCUAGCCUGGAGGGGACCUUCAAAUCCAUGUUUGAAGAGCUUAGGGAGAACAAAUAUCAAGAGAACAUCAGAGAUCUCUUAUCACUGCUUAGAGCUAUGCCCAACAAACUUGAGAUGUGCAUUUUGCAACUUCAAACUGAUUUGAGCAAGACCUUGGCUAAAGAGAUUCAGAUAAUUUCCCCCCGCCCAGAUUGUCAUGGAAAAAAACAUGAAACCGCUCCAGUCGAUCCACCAAAAGUCAUCAAUGAUUGUAGCCUUCCCCGUGAAGUGAAGUUUCUAAAGAAAGAUCAGAAAACAACUACGCCGCCGAAGAUUGAAAUGGGAAGCUGGACUACAGUAAAAAUUAAUCAAACUUGUAUGAAGCAGAAAAAUCCCAUCAGAAGUCACACACAGAAUGAAGCAUUUCAAAAGUUGCUUCCUUUGUAUGAAAUGGGAAGCUGGACUACAGUAAAAAAUAACCAAACUUGUAUGAAGCAGAAAAUUCCCAUCAGAAGUCUCACACAGAAUGAAGCAUUUCAACAGAAAAUUCCCAUCAGAAGUCACACACAGAAUGGAGCAUUUCAACAGGAAAGGGGACAUAGAAUUACCAUUGAAUCUGAUGAGGAUAUUGACGCGGGCUUUUCCUGCUUGCUUGAAGAAAAUGGAACAGAAAACCCAGGGAUUUAUCCACUAGAUGAUGCAAAGGAAGAGAGUGCACGCAUAUUAAGGAAAGCAAGGAGGCGAAAGAGAAAGCAUUUUAACACUAUCAUUAUAGAUUGAAGGUACACAGUGAAUUUAUAAUCUGCUGAAUCAAGGUCCUGUGAUUUGAUAAGCAGUAAAAAAUGUAUUAUUGAUUCUUCUGUCUUUCUUUAGCCGAUUAUAGGACAUGUUUGCUAUUUGACUUUUCAUUAUUAUUAGAAAAUCCACGACUGACCAUUACAUAGCAAGCAAAAUCUGUGUUGCUGCUGCAAUACUCAGUCUUAGGUGAUUGUAUAACGAGAUGUCAACAGACUCAGCACCAUAAGAAUAUGUAAUGCACUGGGAUUAUAUAAGCAAAAUG
This is a messenger RNA of Solanum tuberosum (potato), 1779 nucleotides long. Its product is annotated as protein PAIR1. Lineage: Eukaryota; Viridiplantae; Streptophyta; Magnoliopsida; Solanales; Solanaceae. Gene Ontology annotation, cellular component: nucleus. The record is from RefSeq and is a predicted model, not a curated record. The transcript is spliced from 13 exons. The coding region runs from base 144 to 1499 and encodes 451 amino acids. Gene Ontology annotation, biological process: chromosome organization involved in meiotic cell cycle; embryo sac development; microsporogenesis.